Molecule: messenger RNA, 4667 nt
Organism: Drosophila busckii
Lineage: Eukaryota; Metazoa; Arthropoda; Insecta; Diptera; Drosophilidae
Product: dipeptidyl peptidase 9
Exons: 8
Coding region: 776-4153 (1125 amino acids)
Biological process (GO): proteolysis
Molecular function (GO): serine-type peptidase activity; dipeptidyl-peptidase activity
Source: RefSeq, a predicted model, not a curated record
UUAUCGAUAGCUCUUUAAAAUACUUUGUUGUCAUAGUGACAUCGAUACUGCUGAUUACCUGCGAUUAGUAGCAGUUGAGUGAGUAUCGCUCAACACUAAAACAAACGGAAUUUGCAGUGGAAAUCAUCCUCAAAUGGUGACAAACAAUAAAGACCAUUUAAACAAUUUAGAGGAUAGGCAUUUACAUAAGGAUAACGACAAGCUGCGCUAACAGGGGCCAUUUACAAAAACACGUGUAUGCUAAUCACAGUUUAAAGCGUUGGACGACUUUCACUUUUUUUUGCAAAAAAAAACACAAAAAGAAAGAAUUAAAGCAACAACAAUUAGCAAAACGAGACAUCGAUAAGAGAGCAAGACAGACAAGACCUACUCGCCCACAAAGUAAAAUGAAAAGCCGAGCCAAGGCAUAGUUGAAACUACUCAAAACGGAACAAAAAGACAACAGCUUCAGCUUAACUGUAGCAUAGCAUUUUGCAUCUAAACAAUUUGAAGAUACAGAUGAAAGCAAUGCAGCUGCAGCGAUAACAACAAUAACAAAACAACCAACCGCUGUGUGAGUGUUUUGUACGUAAACGUGUGUUUGUGUUAAUGUGUGUGCGUGUGUGUUGGUUGUGUUGAGUGGCCGCACAGAGGGAAAAUAGAAAUUAACCAAAAUCCAUAAGCGACUGUCUCUUGUCUAUCUGUAUAUGUUUAUAUGUAUAUGUGUGUGUGUACGUGGAUCAUAAAUUUGGGUCAAUAAUUGCGCUGCAAUUGCGCGGUAAUAAAACAAAAGAACAUGGAUAGCAAUCUCAGCAGAACGCAGGCAACACAACAUCAAAAUUCGCGCAACUCCAACUCACCGCUGAACGUUAACCUAGGUGGUCCCAAUGCAGCCAGCUCCGAUGUGCUUGGCAACGAAUCAAGCGCCACUGCAAUGACAAGCGACAGUAGCAGCGGGGCUAAUACGAGCAGCAGCAGCGCCAGCAGCAGUAGCAGCAAUAAACGCCGCAACAAUAACAACAACAACAGUAGCAGCAAUAAUGGACACCAACGUAGUCACAGCAUAACCAAUGCAGCAGCCACAUCAAUAGCCAAUCUAUUCGAUGGCUUCACAUCACGCGUCUCCACAGCGGUCAGCGUUGCCGGAGGUAGCAGCAUGGAACGUAGCCACAGUGCGGCCAGCACGCCCAAUUCAACGCACUCUGGCCUGGGUGUAGGCAGCAUGGGCUCAUUGGGAAACACAGCCAAUGCAUUCUAUUCAUCCAUUGGCAGUGCGCUUAAUUCUAUAACAUCACCUAUUACAGCGGCAGCGGCGGCGGCCACUGCAACCACCAGCGAGGUAGCAGCUGCAGCCGCUGCCGCUGCAUUGGCGAUAACUAAUCACUUGAGCUCACCCACCAGCGGCACACCGCCGCACGGACUGGGCCUCAACGAUGAUGACUGUGAUGAUGUGGACGAUGACGAUGAUGAUGCAUUGGAACAUGAUGGACGCCACGCAGCGCCCACGCCCGCCAAAUCAUGGUCCGAGAACAAAGCUUUUGUGCAGGAAAUACGCAAGAUUUUGGCCAAUCAGUAUACGCUGGUACCCACAAAUGUGCAAUUUCGUCAGCUCUCCGAUGGGCGAGUACGCUGUUAUUUUCUGGGCACACCGCCACAAACCUGGGAGACUAUAUUGCUCUUUGCCGACAUACAACUAUCGCAACAGGACGAGCAACAGCAGCUGCAGUAUCAGCAGCUUGCCGGCGGCGGCGGCAACGAUGCGGACAGUACACACAUAGGCAGUCCCAGCAGCAAUGCCGGCUCACCCAACAUGAGCAACCAGAGCACGUUCCAGUUUGGCAUGCGACCGCCCAAAUUGGCAUGGCAACCACUUCUGCAGCAGCCCAUACCCACAAGUUUUAUGAGCAAUCCUACCAAUUGCCCAUAUGUGCGUGAAUAUCAGUUGAUACAGGAGAGAAAGCGACUCUCCACCUGGGGUAUUACAUCCUACGAAUUACACAAGCCCAGCGGUAAACUAGUCUUCUCAUGCCUCAAUGAUUUACAUCACUGUCAGGAUACAGGCUAUAAUUCUGGUUUGCUGUUUCCAACGCAGCUGCGCACACGCCCUGAAUGGAGCGCUCUAGAUCCACAGAUAUGUCCACAGUGCUCGGAUUUAAUAGCCUACAUUAGUGAUGGUGAUGUAUGGGUAAAGCAUUCGGUUAGUGGCCAUGAAAAGCGAUUGACUUUUACGCGCAGUGGACGUCGCCCGUAUGUAGAUGAUGCUUUAAGCGCUGGUGUGCCCUCCUAUGUAAUGCAGGAGGAGUUUAGUCGCUAUCAAGGCUAUUGGUGGCAGCCGCACUCAAAUGACGGCAUCUAUCGCAUUGUCUACGAGGAGGUAGACGAAACAGACGUUUCAUUAUACACAGUGCCCUCGUCGACGGCCGUGCCUGGCGAGGUAGAUGAGUAUCGCUUUCCACGCAGCGGCACAGACAAUGCCAAGAGUAAGCUUAAGCUUAUACAAUUUGUGUUGAGUGAGGCCCUGCAGAUAACAGAAAUCAGCAUUAAGGACUUACCCUAUUCACUGCAAGCUGUGUUUCCCUGGCUGGAAUAUAUUGUGCGCGUAGGCUGGACCCCAGAUGCCAAUUACGUAUGGCUGGCAGGCUUAGAUCGCAAGCAGCAACGUUUGGAUGUCAUGUUGAUACCGUUAGACAAUUUUUGUGAAUCCUACAGCAGUGAGGUGUCCUCACCCACAGAUUCGAUCGGCGAUCACAGCUGGCGAAGUCCCUAUAAUCGCACUAUAACACCACUGCAGGUUAUCUUUACGGAGCAAACCAAAAGCUGGAUAAAUGUGCAUGAUAUGCUUUACUUUUUGGAACUCAAUGAUUUGAGUGUUACCUUUCUCUGGGCCUCUGAGGAAACAGGCUUUAGGCACUUGUAUUUGGUUACGUCCAGUUUUAUGUUAACCUCAGCGAAUGGCUGUCCAACGAGUCCAACUGCAGCCGCUGCAGUGGAGCAGCAGCAGCCCAGCUUUGUUGAACCAACGGCACUGCAACCAAGAAUUAUCAACAAGGUGGCAUUAACCAGCGGCGAAUGGGAGGUGCUGGCGCGUAAUUUAUGGGUGGAUCAGGCCAAUCAGCUGGUUUACUUUGUGGGCUUGCGUGAUACGCCGCUGGAGAAGCAUCUCUAUGUAGUAAGCCUGCAGCGUCCCGAGCAUAUACGACUGCUCACCGAGCCAGGUUACUCCUAUCUGGUUGAAUUUGAUGAUCAAUGCCAACUUAUGCUGCUAGUUUAUUGCAAUAUUCAACGCAUGCCCAGCUGUAAGGUGAUGCGUGUAACGCAAACCUGCCAGAAUGGCGGAGUCAAUGGCAUACAAAUCUCAUUGGUGGGCUUUCUGCAUGAAGGUGGAAAACCAGAUCCGCAAUAUUGCCCUCAAAUAUUGUGCCCGCAACUACCAUCGGGUGAAAUUGUUUAUGCGAUGGUAUUCAAGCCGCAUAAUUUUCAACUGGGCGUUAAAUAUCCAACAGUGCUGAAUGUUUACGGUGGUCCCGAGGUCCAGACCGUUAACAAUACAUUUAAGGGCAAACACCAACUGCGUUUGCAUAUGCUGGCGGCACGUGGAUAUUGUGUCAUCUGCAUAGAUUCGCGCGGCUCUCGGCAUCGUGGUAUACGUUUUGAAAGUCAUAUCCGUCACCGAAUGGGUCAGGUGGAGCUAACCGAUCAGGUGGAUGCGCUACGCAUUGUUGCCGAUCAAUUGGGUUACAUUGACAUGGAGCGUGUGGCUAUACAUGGCUGGUCCUAUGGUGGCUAUUUGAGUCUAAUGGGUCUGGUGCAGUAUCCGGAUGUAUUUAAGGUGGCAAUAGCGGGUGCACCGGUUACGAAUUGGGAAUAUUAUGACACGGGUUAUACGGAACGCUAUAUGGAUUUGCCGCAGUGUAAUGAGGCUGGUUAUACGGCAGGCUCUGUGCUCAACUUUGUGCAUUUAUUUCCCGACGAAGAUAAUCGGCUGCUGCUCAUACAUGGAUUAAUCGAUGAGAAUGUGCACUUUUAUCACACCUCACGACUGAUUAGCGCAUUGAAUAAGGCCAACAAACCAUACGCACUGCAUGUUUUUCCUGAGGAACGGCAUUCGCUGCGUAAUCUGGAAUCUAAUAAAAACUAUGAAACGAAAUUGUUAUCGUUCUUGCAACACUUAUGAGAUUCAUAAGCCAUCAACACUGCUCAUCUUAAACUUAUUUGUUAUUGUUUUUAUAAUGUCGUAACGCAAUACAAUAUGAAAAUCCAUUAUGCAUAUACAUAACUUACAUAUAAACAAUACCGUUUUAUCAAUUCCUGCAAUAUGAUUUUAUAGAAAGUAUUUGGCUUCAACUUUUUAUCUGCCUUUUGUAGUAUGCUCAACAAACUUUCAACUCUUUUAUACAAAUACAGAUACAUAUUUCUUUUAAGCACAUACACACAUACGUCAUACUCUUAAUUAAUAUUUAGUUUCGUUACUUUGCACAAGUGUAUAUUUUUAUAAAUUAGUUUGUAAGCUUCAUGUUUGUUUUUAUAUAGACUCCAUAACCAAAAGUUUCCCCAUGCCUAACCUAUCCAAAAAAAAAUUUUAAACUUCUGCCAGAGAGCAGGCCAUCAAUUAUUGUUAGUCUCUAUUAUAAUAAUUACGAUAAAUGUAUAUCUCUUAAUAAUCGACCCACAUGCAAUAUAUUGUAUAU